AUGAAAUUAAUAAAAUAUGUUUGCACAGAAUGUGGGCCACAUGGCAGAUUUGAAUACUGUAUUGACGGAAUACCAGGAUGUAUCGUCGGAUGCCAUUGCCAUCCGGGCUACUAUUUUGAUACAGAAACAAAAGUAUGCGAGCCUAAUACCAAGCUUAGAAUGGACUACAGAAGACAAUUUCAGUCAGAGCCCACGCCGACUUUUGUCACCGCAACUGAUCCGAGCCCCACACCCACAACGACAGCAAGUUUAAUAGAUAGAAAUGUCGAGGCUAUAGCUAAAGAUGCCGAUGACCUCGGAGACUGGUUGUACAAUCAAUUCUUCAAAACAAUUGAGAAUCAAGUGAUAAACAAAACAGAUGAAGAGAAACAACCAACCAGAAGAAGCGGUUCCAACGCAGAAGCCGGUAUAAGCCAACGCAAACUUGGUAUCACAGGUAAACCGACGCGAAGAAGUAAUACCCCCCAGCGAAGGAAUCGUCACAAACAUAGCAAAAGAUCCUCAAAGAAAAAACAUUCAAGAAAAUCUUUAAAAAAGAAAUUAUUACGGAUAUCUGAAGACGAUAGUUUAUUUGAUUCCAGUUCAGACGAUUCUAGUUCGUCUAGUUCCUCUUCAGCGUCAUCAGAUAGUGAUUCUAGCUCGGAAGAGCGUUCGAAAGAUCAUGGUCGCAAAAUUCUCAUGAUUAAUAAAAAGCCAACGGUCCCAUUGCCGUCCUUCAUCUUCAUGCCCAACAUGGAAACUCCAUAUUUCCCUCCAUUAGGUCUGCCGGCCCCUCCACCUGCCCCUAUGCCUAUGUAUCCAAUGAUACCAAUACCACCUGUGAUGCCAUAUCCAAUGAUUUCAAUGAGUUCAUCAACGUCGGGUACAGAAGCUCCACAUACUACUGAUGCUCCUCAUACAACAAACCCACCUCAUAACACAGAAACUCCCAACAAAACGGAAUCCCCUGAACCCGAAGAAAAUAAACCUGAUGAAGAAAAACCAGAAGAAGCAGCGCCGGAAGUACGCCGUGGAUACGGUAGAAAAUCAGGCAAAGGUAUAUUCCGAAACAGAGGUAAUCAACGACCAAAUGCAAAACAAAGAUUCAUGAAAAUGCUACAAGAAAAAAUGAAGAAAAAGUAUGAGAUGUCACAAAGGAACAACUAUUUUCCACAAGAUUUUAAGGAUCCAGAAUUUGAACAUGGCCUAUCAGAAUUUGAGCCGAAUAUGCCUUUAGAAUACGAACAAAAUGGUAAUUCGGAAUUCACGUAUUCGGAUACACAUCCUGAUCCAGAACUUGGGCCUUACAAUCAUAACGUCAAUUUCAAAUACUUAUCACAACUUAUUCACAAAAUGAAUAAAACUGAUUUCAAUCCAACUUUACAGCCACAAUCAAUAAAACUUCCACGCCAAAAUCCAUCACAGACUCCUAACUUGAUUCUAAUCCCUAAUAAUAAUCGAAGUCCUAAUCAAAUCCCCAAUUUAGAUCCAAAUAGAAAUUCAGAUCCAUAUUCGCAUAUAGAUAUGGCUUCACUUAACGUGGUCAAUGGACCAAACCGUAGACUCGGUAACACCGCGAUGCGUAUAGUGAAUAAUACGGCGAAGGAUGAUUAUGCUGAUCUAGGAAGACAAAUAGCUGCACUUGUUCGAAAAAUAGAGUCCAAAGGAGAUCAACAGGUUGACAUCAGCUUUGAAGGAGAGAAAUCUGAGGCAAAGAUCCCCCCAGUUAUGUUUAACGACAAUGGCAUGUCAUCUCGGUCCUACUGGGAGCGGUUUGCGAGAUCUCCGUUUAAAAUUCGUUUAGAUACAGAUUUUAGGCAUUUACACAGCAGUGAAGAACUGCAACAAAUACAGUUAAAUUUGGAAGAUCGAAUUAAUAAAGAAGCUACAACUCCACGAUCUUUAUCCUUACAACAGAUAGAGAACAGGAUUAGUGUCAUUCAAAGAAUAAAGUCAGCACAAGAUAAAGAAGAUCGAAAGCCGAAGUAUAGGAAACCUACAAAACUGAGGAUAUUGACACCAUUAAACAUAUUGCCUAAAAUAAAAAACAAAGUGACAUAUCAUCCGAAUCUUGUACAACAAAAUAAAACGAAAUCUUUAUAUGUAGCUACAACUCAAGCCAAGAAGCCACUUCCAAUUAAGUUAAAUUUGACUAUGCCUUAUCAUUCUGAACAUAUACCUAAGGGGCUCAUGAAGGUCUCUGGAACACAUAACAAAGUCAAUAAAUAUGCGCAGCGGUUUAAGAUUCCUCUAAGUAGCCCGAACGACUGCAUGGUUCCAAUUGAAGUAGCGCUUAGUGCAGAGGGAUGCAUGCAUGAUGCGGGCGAGUGCAAGCUUGCAGACUGUUUGCCAUCAACGAAUGAGCCCGGGCGAAAGAGAUGCGAUUUCAAAUUUGGCCGGUUAUUCUGA
Amyelois transitella is the source of this 2388-nucleotide messenger RNA. RefSeq lists its product as uncharacterized. The coding region runs from base 1 to 2388 and encodes 795 amino acids. Lineage: Eukaryota; Metazoa; Arthropoda; Insecta; Lepidoptera; Pyralidae. The record is from RefSeq and is a predicted model, not a curated record. The transcript has 6 exons.